Messenger RNA from Sphaeramia orbicularis (orbiculate cardinalfish), 2535 nucleotides. RefSeq names its product exocyst complex component 8 (gene exoc8). The transcript has 4 exons. NCBI's taxonomy places the organism in Eukaryota, Metazoa, Chordata, Actinopteri, Kurtiformes, Apogonidae. Gene Ontology annotation, cellular component: exocyst. Bases 143 to 2200 code for a protein of 685 amino acids. The record is from RefSeq and is a predicted model, not a curated record. Gene Ontology annotation, biological process: exocytosis; Golgi to plasma membrane transport; intracellular protein localization.
CGUUCAGGGCGGCGCUGCUUCCUGUUUUGGGUUGCAGGCGGAUAUGAAACAAGGACUGUAGGAUAAACUGCUUUUUUUUUGUCACUGCUCUAGUCGUUAGCUUCCAAUUUUGUCCAUAGCUGUAAAAUAAACACGAUAGGAAAUGUCGGAAACGGGCAACCGACUUCGUAAACUGCUGGAAUCGCCAAAUUUCGACCCUCAGAAUUACGUGAAGCAACUGUCGCAGCAGUCCGACGGCGACAGAGACCUGCAGGAGCAUCGGCAGAAAAUCCAAAACUUAGCUGAUGAAACGGCCCAGAACCUGAAGAAAAAUGUCUACAAGAAUUACAGGCAGUUCAUAGAGACCGCUAAGGAGAUUUCGUAUCUGGAGAGUGAGAUGUACCAGCUGAGUCACAUCCUGACUGAGCAGAAGAGCAUCAUGGAGAGCAUCACCCAGGCUCUGCUGUCCACAGAUAAGGAUGAGACCUCCAAGGAGAUGCAGGCUGCUUUCCCUAAAGAGACAGAGGAGCUGAAGCAGAGGACACUCACUUCUCUGCUGGAGAAAGUGGAAGGGGGUAAAAACAUCAUGGACACACCAGGGAGGCAUUUAAUCUACAAUGGAGAUCUGGCUGAGUUUGAUGUUGACAACAUGUCCCCCAUCCAGAGAGUCCAUGCUUUCCUCAUGAAUGACUGUCUGCUUAUUGCUACCUGGCUGCCCAACCGCCGUGGCACUGUCAAGUACAAAUACAACGCCCUGUAUGACCUGGAGAGCUUUGCUGUGGUCAACGUAAAGGACAACCCUCCCAUGAAGGACAUGUUCAAGAUCCUGAUGUUCCCAGACAGCCGCAUCUUUCAGGCCGAGAACAGCAAAGUCAAAAAGGAGUGGCUGGAGAUCCUGGAUGAAACCAAGAAGAAUAAAGUGACCAAGGACAGGCACAAGAAAGAAGAGGAGGUCCCCACUUCUCCUGUACGAGCUGAGGUGUCCACCAACCCCUUUGACGUGGAUGAUGAGCCGGCUGACGUAGAAGAAAAUGUGGAUCUCACCCUGGAGUGGAUCCAGGAGCUCCCUGAGGACCUGGACGUGUGCAUCGCCCAGAGAGACUUUGAGGGCGCCGUGGACCUGCUGGACAAGCUCAAUGAGUAUCUCAAAGACCAGCCGGUCACCCAGAAGGUCAAAGAGCUCAGGUCCAAAGUGGAUGAGCGGGUUCGGCAGCUGACAGAGGUCUUGGUGUUUGAGCUGUCUCCAGAUCGGUCACUUCGGGGUGGACCCAAGGCCACCAGGCGAGCCGUGUCCCAGCUCAUCAGACUAGGUCAGUCCACCAAAGCAUGCGAACUGUUUCUGAAGAACCGUGCUGCCGCCGUCCAGACGGCCAUCCGGCAGCUUCGCAUCGAAGGAGCCACUCUGCUCUACAUCCACAAACUCUGCAACAUCUUCUUUACCAGUUUGCUGGAAACGGCCAAAGAGUUCGAGAUGGACUUUGCAGGGAACACGGGCUGCUACUCGGCCUUCGUGGUCUGGUCCAGAUCAGCCAUGAGGAUGUUUGUGGACGCCUUCAGCAAACAGGUGUUUGACAGUAAGGAGAGUCUGUCCACAGCCGCAGAGUGUGUUAAAGUGGCCAAGGAGCACUGUCAGCAGCUGACGGAGAUUGGCCUGGACCUGACCUUCACCCUCCAGUCCCUGCUGGUCAAAGACAUCAAGGCAGCACUGCAGAGCUACAAGGACAUCAUCAUCGAAGCCACUAAGCACCGAAACUCCGAGGAGAUGUGGAGGAGGAUGAACCUCAUGACCCCUGAGGCUUUGGCUAAACUGAAGGAUGAGAUGCGGACCUGUGGCAUGGGCACCUUCGAGCAGUACACCGGCGACGACUGCUGGGUGAACCUGAGCUACACGGUGGUGGCCUUCACCAAGCAGAUGAUGAGCUUCCUGGAGGAGGGUCUGAAGCUCUACUUCCCUGAGCUGCACAUGGUUCUGCUGGAGAGUCUGAGGGAGAUCAUCCUGGUGGCCGUGCAGCACGUGGACUACAGCCUCCGAUGCGAACAGGACCCCGAGAAGAAGGCCUUCAUCCUGCAGAACGCCACCUUCCUCCACGACACGGUGCUGCCCGUGGUGGAGCGGCGCUUCGAGGAGGGCGUGGGCAAACCCGCCAAACAGCUGCAGGACCUGAGGAAGAGCACCAGGCCGGUUCGGAUCAACCCGGAGAGCACCACGUCGGUGGUCUGAGACUGAGUUCGUUUACCGUUUUGUACAUUUGACUAAAGAUGUGAGACUGUAAUGAGGAAAUGUAGCCUGUGAAAAACACUUCCACUACCAGUCAGAGGGUUUAAAGCACCGUUUUCUCCUGCUUUUAAUGCUAAUCAUGGUUUGUCUGUUAAGUGCAAUAUUGUCCAGAUAAUUCAGAUAGUCUACCAACACAAGCGCAUUUGUAUGAUUGAGUUUGUUUUUUUUUUAACUGUUUUUUGUGAGAAGAAAACAAUAGACUGAAUGACAAACAGGCCAAACCGAGGAUGAAUGACUUAGAAAAUGAUAAUACUAAUAAAUAAAGAAAUAAAAAUACA